AUGGCUGCAAGUAAGGCGACUCGUCUAGGCGAGGAGUGCGUGUCCCCUCCAUGCGCAUUCAGAACGCGCAUCGAUAAGGUGAAUGCUGAGCUCGUCACCCUUACUUACGGAACGAUCGUGGCGCAGCUAUGCAAGGACUACGACAGUGACUACGCCGAGGUCAAUAAGCAACUAGACAAGAUGGGAUACAACAUCGGCCUCCGACUGAUCGAAGACUACUUGGCCAAGUCUAAUACGAUGAAGAGGUGCUCCAACUUCCGCGAGACGGCAGACAUGAUUGCAAGGGUCGGCUUUAAGAUAUUCCUCAACAUCACGCCGCAGGUAACCAAUUGGACGACGGACAGCAAACAGUUUUCGCUGGUAUUUGACGAAAAUCCCUUGGCGGACUUCGUGGAAUUGCCAGAUGAUGGACGAGCCCAGGACGAGCUGUGGUACUCCAAUAUAUUUUGUGGAGUGUUGAGAGGAGCUCUGGAGAUGGUGCAGAUGCAGGUGGAAGCACACUUUAUCAGCGAUGUUUUGAGAGGCCACGACACGACGGAAAUGAGGGUGUCACUGGUACGAUACAUUGACGAUGAAUUGCCGCCAGAAGACGACUGA
Molecule: messenger RNA, 597 nt
Organism: Colletotrichum truncatum
Lineage: Eukaryota; Fungi; Ascomycota; Sordariomycetes; Glomerellales; Glomerellaceae
Source: RefSeq, a predicted model, not a curated record